AUGUCGCCACAUGCCCCCUCCUCGAGGCUCAAGGUCUCCGGGAUGUGCUUCCUCCUCCAAAUGCUCAUCAUCAUCCUCUUCGCAGUGUUUGUCCGGUACAGCCCAAACGGCAGCCCUGGCCUCUGCUCCGCGCGGCUCAACUGCAGCAGCAGGAGAAACCCUGGACCAGGGUCAUCCCACCUGCGUUCCUGGAAUGUCCAUCUCCAAACCCUCAUGGGCUUCGGCUUCCUCAUGGUCUUCCUCGGCCGCUACAGAAUGGAGAGCGCUGCCACCUGCUUGCUUGUCACCGCCUUUGCCAUCCAGUGGGCCCUGCUCAUCCAGGGGUUUUUCUACUCCUUCCAGAACGGCAAGAUUUACAUGGAAACGCAGAGCAUGGUCAGUGCUGUCUUCUGUGCCGGAGCCGUCCUGGUCUCCACAGGAGCUCUUCUGGGCUGGGGAAACCCUCUCCAGUUGCUGCUGAUGUCCCUGCUGGAAGUUCCCCUGUUUAGUGCCAACGAAUAUGUCCUACUCCACCUGAUAGGGGUAAGCGACGGUGGGGGCUCCUUGACCGUCCACACCUUCGGAGCUUAUUUUGGCUUGGCGCUUUCAUGGAUCUUGCGGCAGGACCAUGCGGGCAAGAGGGAGCAGCAACAGGACACAGGACACUCUCCGGAUGUCCUUGCUGCAGCGGGAACUGUCUGUCUGUGGAUCUUUUGGCCCGGCUUUGUCUCAGCCGCUAUGGUCCCUGCCAGCGUGGAGCCCUGGACAGAGCUGAACACGUACGUGGCGAUGGCAGCCAGCACCCUGGCCACCUUCGUCAUGUCCCCGCUCCUCCACAAGGAUGGCACGCCAUGCAUGUGCCAGGUCCAAGAUGCCACCGUGGCUGGCGCGGUCGUGAUGGGCACGGCAGGGGAGAUGCUGCUCGCUCCAUUCGGGGCCCUCGUCGCAGGAUUCCUCGCUGGCCUGAUACCCCCGCUCAGCUCCAGAUUCUUCGCACCCACCCUACUCCACAAGCUGAGCAUCCAGGAUGCGCGCUGCAUCCAUGGCGUGCACAGCGUGCCGGGAAUCCUGGGCACCUUGCUGGGGGUGCUUCUCGCAGCGCUGGCGACCGCUGACGCUUACGGGGACAGGCUGCAGCUGGCUUUCCCUCACAUUGCUGAUGGCAGCAGGACGGCCACCUACCAGGCGCUCUGCCAGCUCUGCGCGCUGCCCGUCACCCUGCUGUUCGCCGUGCUCGGUGGCAGUGUCACCGGAGCCAUCCUGAAAAUUAAGGGUCUAGGAUCUCCUCUGGCCACAUCAUGCCUGGAAAAUAAGACCCUGCAGGAGGGGUCCCGUGAGCAGCAAGCGAGUGGAGAGGAGCUGAGUGGCAGCACUUCGGUGUAG
Nothoprocta perdicaria is the source of this 1362-nucleotide messenger RNA. RefSeq names its product ammonium transporter Rh type B-like. The coding region runs from base 1 to 1362 and encodes 453 amino acids. Gene Ontology annotation, cellular component: plasma membrane. The transcript has 10 exons. Gene Ontology annotation, biological process: ammonium homeostasis; ammonium transmembrane transport. The record is from RefSeq and is a predicted model, not a curated record. Gene Ontology annotation, molecular function: ammonium channel activity. NCBI's taxonomy places the organism in Eukaryota, Metazoa, Chordata, Aves, Tinamiformes, Tinamidae.